This is a messenger RNA of Helianthus annuus (common sunflower), 1277 nucleotides long. RefSeq names its product rRNA-processing protein efg1. The record is from RefSeq and is a predicted model, not a curated record. NCBI's taxonomy places the organism in Eukaryota, Viridiplantae, Streptophyta, Magnoliopsida, Asterales, Asteraceae. Gene Ontology annotation, cellular component: nucleolus; preribosome, small subunit precursor. The transcript is spliced from 7 exons. The coding region runs from base 91 to 1101 and encodes 336 amino acids. Gene Ontology annotation, biological process: maturation of SSU-rRNA from tricistronic rRNA transcript (SSU-rRNA, 5.8S rRNA, LSU-rRNA).
AUGUAUGAAAGUAGAUGGACGAAAACUGUACAUUGUUUCAGAAGUAUACAAACGAAGGAAAAACAAUGAAAACCUAGUAGAAGCAAGGAGAUGGCUCACGGUGGUUACGACAAGCGGCGGGUCGCCGGACGGAAACCGGUGAAUAACCACCGUCCGAAGGCGUUAGCCGUCGAGAAGAAACCUAAAUCGAAGCUCGUCUCUCUCAAACGCCAGAUUCGCUCUACCGAGCGUUUGCUUCGUAAGGAUACGAGACCUGAGGUCAAAGAAUCUCUCAUAAAGAAACUAGAAGGGUUGAAGAGUCAACAGCAGAUGCAAGAUAAUCUAGCUUUGGAACGUAAAAUAUUCUUGCGUGACAGAAAGAUCAAGUUUUUUGAAAGAAGGAAGGUUGAGCGACAAAUAAGACGAUUGGAGAAACAACAACGCGCGUUAUCUGGUCAGGCUCAAGAAGCCGAGAUUGCUGAGCAGCUCUCUAAGUUGAAAGCAGAUCUUGAGUAUAUUAGGUUUUUCCCCAAGACAGAGAAAUAUGUAUCUUUAUUUAAGAAAGGUGAUAAUGCGGAGACUGUUGAUAAGAGAAACAGCUUACGCACACAGAUCAAAGCAAAUAUAGCUGCUGCUGUUGCUAGUGGGAAGGAUUUGGAAGAAACUGGAAGUGAUGAUGAUGGGCUAGAUUUAAGCGAGGACGAUUUCUUUUUAAGUGGAAGCUCAAGUGAUGAGGCUGAUGCAGAUGAUGAAUGGACUGAUAAAAGUGCAAGGGAACAAGCAUCUAGUGCAUCUGGGAAAGCGGCUUCUGGUAUGUCAAGCGAUGAAAGAAAUCAGAGACACAUUUCGGCUCGUGCUCUUAUGCCUCCUCCUCGGGCCUCAAAUGGUUCAACUACAGCUCAUGUUAAAUCAAGAUAUGGCAACUCUUUCCACAAGAAGCCGUUUUUUAAUAGGUCUGACAUGUCCUCAUCCAGUAAUACAUCAACAAGUGUCGACCGGCCUUCUUAUAGGGACCGGAGACCAUUGGAUGGUAACAGUGGUAGUAAUCUGAGUUCCAACUCUGAUGCCCGGAAACCGAAAAGGAAGAGACGUCCUAAGAAGAAGAAACAGCAGGCUUCGUGAUUCUCAUUCAAAAUGUUGUUUUCUUGUUAUAUUAAUAUGUUUUUGUCAACCGCAAUGAAUCAUAUGGGGGUUUGAUUUUCACACAGCUAUAGAUUUGUUUGUUUUAAUGAAGAUUUGUGUUCCAUUAUGAUUCGACCCAUGAAAGGGUAAGUUUUAAGUAGGGGUUGGUAUGUCAA